Molecule: messenger RNA, 215 nt
Organism: Ambispora leptoticha
Lineage: Eukaryota; Fungi; Glomeromycota; Glomeromycetes; Archaeosporales; Ambisporaceae
Source: the annotation of a GenBank genome assembly
ACCAUACGAAUUAAAUGAACAUGGAAUUGAAAAACAAUUCGCAACAAAUUAUAUAGGUCAUUUUGUUUUAACUAAGACCCUUUUACCAGUUAUCGAAGCAUCAACGCCUUCGCGCAUUGUGAACGUUUCCAGUUUAUCCUAUAAAAGUGCUCCAAAAACCGGGAUAAAUUUUGACGAUAUCAACCUUGAGAAAGAAGACGCAGUGACUCGAUAUG